Messenger RNA from Neopsephotus bourkii (Bourke's parrot), 1329 nucleotides. It is a transcript of the gene SPR, whose product is annotated as sepiapterin reductase. The record is from RefSeq and is a predicted model, not a curated record. NCBI's taxonomy places the organism in Eukaryota, Metazoa, Chordata, Aves, Psittaciformes, Psittacidae. The transcript is spliced from 3 exons. Bases 7 to 867 code for a protein of 286 amino acids. Gene Ontology annotation, biological process: tetrahydrobiopterin biosynthetic process. Gene Ontology annotation, molecular function: sepiapterin reductase (NADP+) activity.
GCAGGGAUGGAGCCCGGGUCGCGAUCGGGAUCGGAAUCGGGAUCGGAAUCGGGAUCGGGAUCGGGAUCGGGUCCGGGUCCCGGUCCCGGGCACUGGGGCCCGGUCUCCUGCGUUCUGACCGGCGCUUCCCGCAGCUUCGGCCGCAGCCUGGCGCGGCUGCUGGCUCCGCGCUUGGGCUCGGGCUCGGUGCUGCUGCUGCUGGCGCGCUCGGCGGCCCCGCUGGCCGAGGUGGCGGCCGAGCUGCGGGGCAGCGCCGCGGGGCUGCGGGUGGAGUGCGUGGCCGCCGACCUGGGCUGCGAGCAGGGCCUGCGGCAGGCGAUGGCCGCGCUGCGGGAGGUGCUGCCCUCAGGGCCGCCCGGCCGCCUGCUCCUCAUCAACAACGCCGGCUCCCUGGGAGACAUCUCCAAAUCCUUCCUGGAUCUCACUGACCCGGAUGAGAUCAACAGCUACUUUGCCUUCAACGUCACCUCGGCGCUUUGCCUCACCUCCCAUGCCCUGCAAGCCUUUGGGAAGAGGCCUGGCUCCAGCAGGACCGUGGUGAACAUCUCCUCACUCUGUGCCCUGAAGCCCUUCAAGAGCUGGGCCCUGUACUGCAGUGGGAAAGCUUCCCGGGACAUGAUGUUCCAGGUGCUGGCACUGGAGGAGCCGGAUAUCCGUGUGCUCAACUAUGCCCCAGGUCCCCUGGACACGGACAUGCAGCUCUUGGCCCGGACCAAGACUGGAGACCCUGAGAUGCGGCAGCAUUUCCAAAGCCUGCAUGAGAGCAGGAAGCUGAUAGACUGCACUGUGUCGGCCCAGAAGCUGGUGACUCUCCUGGAGGAGGACACCUUCCCCUCUGGUGCCCAUGUGGAUUUCUAUGACAUCUGAGCUCCUCUCACCUCUGCCUUUGCCUUCCUGCUUUGCUCUCUGCUGAGCCUUGUGUUUGGUCAUAGAAUCACAGAGCGUUUUGUCCCUCCAGGCCCUUGUCCCAAGCCCCUCUCCAGGUUUCCUGCAGCCCCUUUAGGCACUGGAGCUGCUCUAAGGUCUCCCCUUCAGGAGCCUUCUCUUCUCCAGGCUGCCCCAGCCCAGCUCUCUCAGCCUGGCUCCAGAGCAGAGCUGCUCCAGCCCUCAGAGCAUCUUCAGUGCCACAAUCACCUUGGUGACCUUGUUUGAGUCCUGGGCGCUCUGCAGCUUUCAAGAGUCCUCUUGGUGCCUUAAAACACCCUGAGUGCCCCAGUGGGACUGAGGAGCAGUCACUGCUUUGCUGUAGCUGUGGAGCCCUCCUGGGUACCCACAAGCAGAAGGAGGGGUUUCUCAGCUGCUGUGAAAGGGAGACCAGAGGUGCCUUUU